This is a messenger RNA of Elephantulus edwardii (Cape elephant shrew), 4155 nucleotides long. It is a transcript of the gene KIF15, whose product is annotated as kinesin family member 15. NCBI's taxonomy places the organism in Eukaryota, Metazoa, Chordata, Mammalia, Macroscelidea, Macroscelididae. The record is from RefSeq and is a predicted model, not a curated record. The transcript is spliced from 34 exons. Gene Ontology annotation, molecular function: microtubule binding; ATP binding; microtubule motor activity. Gene Ontology annotation, biological process: microtubule-based movement.
AUGGCGCCCGGCUGCAAGACUGAAUUACGCAACAUGACGAAUACUCAGUCUAACCAGUCAAGUAAUGAAGGUGAUGCCAUCAAAGUCUUUGUGCGAGUUCGUCCGCUGGCGGAAGGCACUGGAUCAGCUGAGGGAGAGCAAAGCCUGUGCUUGUCUGCACUCUCCUCCACCACGCUUCGGCUGCACUCCAACCCCGAGCCCAGGAUCUUCACGUUUGACCAUGUUGCAGACAUGGAUGUCACUCAGGAGUCUGUGUUCUCAGCUGUGGCCAAGAGCAUUGUGGAAUCAUGUAUGAGUGGUUACAAUGGUACCAUCUUUGCAUACUAAAAAAAUUUAAAUUGCUUAUUUCUUCUUUUUUUAGGGCCAUCUGAAUCUGAUAACUUUUCCCAUAACCUGAGAGGAGUAAUCCCACGAAGUUUUGAAUAUUUGUUUUUCUUAAUUGAUCGUGAAAAAGAGAAGGCUGGAGCUGGAAAGAGUUUUCUUUGUAAGUGCUCCUUUAUCGAGAUCUACAACGAGCAGAUCUAUGACUUGUUGGACUCGGCAUCUGCUGGACUGUAUUUGAGGGAGCACAUCAAGAAGGGAGUCUUCGUUGUUGGCGCAGUAGAGCAAGUGGUCACCUCAGCGGCAGAGGCCUAUCAGGUCUUAUCUGGAGGAUGGAGGAACCGGCGCGUGGCAUCAACGUCGAUGAACAGAGAAUCCUCUAGGUCUCACGCAGUCUUUACGAUUACAAUAGAGUCAAUGGAGAAGAGCAGUGAGACCGUGAACAUAAGGACCUCCCUCCUCAACAUGGUGGAUUUGGCAGGCUCUGAAAGGCAGAAGGAUACCCACGCAGAAGGGAUGAGGUUGAAGGAAGCAGGUAAUAUAAACCGCUCCUUGAGCUGCUUGGGCCAGGUGAUCACUGCGCUCGUUGACGUGGGCAACGGGAAACAGAGACAUGUUUGCUACAGAGACUCCAAACUCACCUUCCUGCUCCGGGAUUCCCUCGGAGGUAAUGCGAAAACAGCCAUCAUUGCAAAUGUGCAUCCUGGGUCCAGGUGUUUUGGGGAAACCCUGUCGACACUUAAUUUUGCACAAAGAGCCAAGCUGAUUAAAAACAAGGCGGUGGUCAACGAAGACACCCAAGGAAAUGUGAGCCAGCUGCAGGCUGAGAUAAAGAAGCUCAAAGAACAACUGGCCCAGCUGACCUCAGGGCAGAUAAGACCAGAAAGCUUUGUGACCAGGGACCAUGACAAGAAUAAUUAUGUGAUGUAUUUUUGUGAGGCCAUGUUAUUCUUGAAGAAGUCUGAACAGGAAAAGAAGGCUCUGAUAGAAAAGGUUACCCAGUUGGAAGAUCUCACCCUUAAAAAGGAGAAAUUCAUCCAGUCUAAUAAAAUGAUCGUCAAAUUCCGAGAAGAUCAAAUAAUGCGUCUGGAGAAGCUGCACAAGGAAUCUCGGGGACGCUUUCUACCCGAUGAGCAGGACCGUUUGCUCUCGGAAUUGAGAGAUGAGAUUCAGACGCUUCGAGAGCAAGUAGAGCACCACCCCAGGGUUGCAAAGUAUGCGAUGGAAAACCAUUCCCUCCGGGAGGAGAACAGAAGACUGAGAUUAUUAGAACCUGUGAGGAAGGCUCAAGGAAUGGACGCUCAGACCAUUGUAAAACUAGAGAAAGCCUUCUCCGAGCUGUGUGACACAGAGAAGAACAACAAAGGUCAGCAAAGUUUCUCUCCUAAAGUUUCAAAAGAAUCAUGUUCGUUGGAAAACACGGAGAAGUUAGAAGCUCAGCUCCUGCAAAUUCAGACAGAGCGGAAUAAUUUAAAGCAAGAAUAUGAAGAAUUCAAAGAACUGACAAGGAAAAAGGAGCUAGAAAAGGAAUCCGAGAUUCAGUCUUUGCAGAAAGCAAACUUCAAUCUUGAAAGUCUUUUGGAAGCAACCAAACUCUGCAAGAGGCAAGAAGAAGUUUCUCAGUUGAACAAAAUUCACGCGGAAACGCUUAAGAUUAUAACUACACCAACCAAGGCCUAUCAGCUUCGGUCUCGACCAGCUUCACGAUUAAGCCCAGGAAUGGAAAGCUUUGUCCCUACGUCUGCUCAGAGUGCUGGUAAAUUAGAAGACAGUAUUUUCAAUGAGCCAAUUCCACCUGAGAUGAGUGACCAGGCUUUUGAGGCCAUUUCUGAGGAGCUCAGAAUGGUGCAGGAACAAAUGAACUCUCUACAAGUCAAGUUGGAUGAAAAAGAUCAUAAAGUUGUGAAGCUUCAGCAGCAUAUUGACAAACUGGAGCACCAUUCCACACAGAUGCAGGAGCUUUUCUUAUCAGAAAGAACUGACUGGACCAAACAACAGCAGGAGUACCUCUCACAGCUGAAUACCUUUGAAAAGGAACUUGAAGACACAAGAGCUAAGAAUGACUUUUUGAAAAGUGAGGUACACGACCUUCGAGUAGUUCUUCAUUCUGCAGACAAGGAGCUGUCUUCAGUGAAGAUGGAGUAUGGUUCAUUCCGAGAAAUCCAGGAGAGAGAACUCAGCCAGCUUUCGGAAAAACACAUGCACGUACAGCUCCAGCUAGAUAAUGUCAGGCUAGAAAAUGAAAGACUUCUGGAGAGAAAAGCCUGUCUACAGGAUUCUUAUGACAACUUACAAGAAGAAAUGAAGUUCGAAAUUGACCAACUUUCAAAAAAUCUGCAAAACUGCAAAAAAGAGAAUGAAGCCCUGCAAUCCGAUCUGAAAAAUUUGAUGGAACUUUUUGAGGCAGAAAAAGAACGCAAUAACAAACUAUUAUUACAGUUUGAAGAAGAUAAAGAAAACAAUUCUAAAGAAAUUUUACAAGUUCUUGAGACUGUACGUCAGGAAAAACAGAAAGAAAUGGCCAAGUGUGAGGAGCAGGUGGCCAGAGUACAGAAGCUAGAAGAGAGUUUGCUUGCUUCUGAAAAAGCAGUCAGCGCUCUGGAGAAAUCCAGAGAUGCUGACAAGGAAGUUAUAACUGAUCUCAUGAGUCAGGUCCAAGAACUGAGGACAUCACUCUGUGGGAAAACGGAAACCAUGGACACCCUGAACCAAGAACUCAAGGACAUUAAUUGCAAGUACAAUGCUGCUUUGACUGACAGAGAAGAGAAUAAAAUAUUGAUUAAGAGACAGGAAGUGGAGAUUUUGGAUCUGAAAAAGUCUCUUCGACUGAGAAAACUCUCUGAGGACAUCGAGAGGGAUAUGCUCUGCGAGGACUUGGCUCAUGCCACAGAGCAGCUGAACAUGCUCACAGAGGCCUCCAAAAAGCACCUGGAACUGCUGCAGUCUGCUCAGGAAGAGCUGACCAAAAAGGACGCCCUGAUCCGGGAACUGCAGCACCGGCUGGAACAAAAAGGAGAGGAAGUAGAACAAAAGAAGAACGAAUACAACUUUAAAAUGAGACAGCUGGGGCACGUGAUGGAGUCUGCUGCCGAACACCCCCAGAGCCCUAAAACACCACCUCACUUUCAAACACAUUUGGCAAAACUCCUGGAAACACAAGAACAAGAGAUAGAAGAUGGAAGAGCGUCUAAGGUCUCCUUGCAGCACCUCGUAACCAAGCUUAACGAAGACAGAGCAGCCAAGCAUGCCGAAAUCCUCAAGAUGAAGGAGCAGUUGUGUGAAAUGGAAAAUCUACGUCUGGAGGCUCAGCAGUUAAGAGAGCAAAACUGGCUCCUUCAAGGUCAGCUGGAUGAUAGUCGAAGACAGAAGGACAGCAGUGACCAGAAUCACCCAGAUGAUCAACUGAAGAAUGAACAAGAUGAAAUUGUGCAAGAAAGACUUGCAAAAAAUAAAAUAGCUGAAGAAAUGAUGAAGAUGAAAUCACACCUAGAAGAAGUCCAGAGUGCCCUUCAGAGCAAGGAGAUGAGCUACGUUCAGAUGGCCGAGGAAUUGGAGCGGACCAGGACUUUGGAGUCUAAAGCAUUCCAGGAAAAGGAACAGCUGAGAUCCAAACUGGAGGAAACAUAUGAAGAAAAGGAAAGAGCACUGCAGGAGACGGAAAUGUUAAGGAAGCAGAUGGAAUGUCUCGCCGAGGAAAAUGGGAAGCUUGUGGGUCACCAGAACCUCCACCAGAAGAUCCAGUAUGUGGUGCGGCUCAAGAAGGAGAACGUCAGGCUGGUGGAGGAGACAGAAAAGUUGCGGGCUGAAAAUAUAUUUUUAAAAGAAAAGAAAUGA